This is a messenger RNA of Cataglyphis hispanica, 3844 nucleotides long. RefSeq names its product integrator complex subunit 2 (gene IntS2). The transcript has 5 exons. The record is from RefSeq and is a predicted model, not a curated record. Gene Ontology annotation, biological process: snRNA 3'-end processing. NCBI's taxonomy places the organism in Eukaryota, Metazoa, Arthropoda, Insecta, Hymenoptera, Formicidae. Gene Ontology annotation, cellular component: integrator complex. Bases 130 to 3468 code for a protein of 1112 amino acids.
CCAAUACACAUCACACAUGUGAUUUUUGACACAUAUCAUUACGGUGAUUGGUUGUGAAAAGGAAACUGAUACACUGAUUAUUAGUUUAUAUAUUAGCGUCAUAAUUAAAGAAAGAAAUUCACUAUUGAGAUGUAUGAAAGUACUCGCGUGUCACCGCGAGUAUUCACAGCGAUACAAAAUGUUGAUAUUAAGGAGCUAUCACUGUGUUCGCAUAAGGAGAUCAGGCCCAUCUUACCGUGUUUGGUUAGAAUGAGCCUCAUCUCGCCGCUUGAUAUAACGAAAGAAUGCGUGGAAGGUAGAAAACAAGUUCUGACGAUAUUGUCUGGCAUUGAAUCCGUCAAUUCUAUCAUUGCCCUCUUAUCUAUUGAUUUCCACGCUCUAGAAACCGAUGUCCGACAGGAGCAGCAGUUGAGACAAAAACUUGGCAGUGUACAGCGAGAUAGUGUACUGGCACAAUCAUUAUCAAGUGGGCUGGCUCUAGAGUUUGAACGUAGUGAAUCCAUUCGCAGGAUUAGACUAGUACUUAGCGAGAUUCUGUUUAUAGCGUCUCAGAUACAGGAAUUGCAAAAGAAUCAGGAGUUUCAGAUCAAGCAGUCGGAUCUGUUCGACAAUGCAGUCUAUAUGGAGGAAAUAAGUUAUGUCAUCUGCAUAGCACUUGCCGAAUUGCCAACAUUGCUAUCCAUUCUCGAUAUUGCGGAGACUCUGCUGCAUGUCAAGCAUGGUCCAGAUAUCAUCUGCUGGAUUGUCGCCAAUAGUCCGGACAGUUUUUCGGAGGUGUGCGCACACUUAAUUGCUAAUGGAGAGCGACAGGAGGAAUCUGCAUUAGGUAGGAUUAGGACACAAGCCAUUACGAUGCUAUGCCAGAUGAAUCCGAGUCAAGCCUUGGCGGUCAGAGCGAAAUGCGUAGAAUUAUGCAGGAUGCCCGCUCUGGCUAUCACUCUAAGUCUAGAGCACGAGAACGUGAACAGCUCACAGCCCGAAAGUGACGUCGUUGCCUUUGUAUCUGGCUUGUUACUAGGCAGCGAUCAACAAGUACGUUCGUGGAUUGCGAUGUUCAUCCGGAAUGGCCAAAAGCGCAAGUGGGAAUCUCAGACGGCCUUGCAAUCGUUACGGGAGGAAUUGCUCAAACGAUUGCAAACAAUCGCUUCUCAGAGCACGGACAGUCAAUUAGCGGAAUCGCAAGUCGUGCAAGCAAGUGCGUUGCUGAGACUUUAUUGCGCUCUGAGAGGUAUUGGAGGCAUCAAGUUUCAGGAUGACGAGGUAGCGAUGAUCGUGCAAUUACUAACAUCGCAUCCGCCGCCGUCGCCGGCUGGUGUCAGAUUUGUCUCCCUCGGUUUGUGCAUGUUGAUAGCUUGUCCUUCGCUGAUCGGGCAUCAUAAUCUAGAAAAACGCAGUAUCGAGUGGGUGCAGUGGCUGGUACGCGAGGAAGCCUAUUUCGAGAGCGCGAGCGGCGUUACGGCCAGUUUUGGUGAGAUGCUGCUGUUGAUGGCGAUACACUUUCACAGCAAUCAGCUGUCGGCAAUCUGCGAAUUAGUUUGUGCUACUCUUGGCAUGAAAAUACCCAUCAGGCCAAACAAUCUCACGCGGAUCAAACAGAUCUUCAUGCAGGAAAUCUUUACCGAACAGGUGGUUACCGCUCACGCCGUCAAAGUGCCGGUCACGGCGAAUCUGAAUGCUAAUAUUCCUGGGUUUCUACCGGUUCAUUGUAUCCAUCAAUUGCUAAAAUCACGGGCAUUCGCAAAACACCGAGUACCCAUCAAAAAUUGGAUAUAUCGACAAAUAUGUGCCAGCGUGCCUCCGCUGCAUCCGGUUCUACCGGCUCUGGUGGAGGUCUACGUGAAUUCCAUCCUAGUAACAAACAACAAAACGUCUGAGCAUACGAACAAGCCUAUCACUGAGAAUGAAAUUCGCCGGGUGUUUCAGAAUAGCGUGUUUGGAGCAAAUUUUGAUUUUAAGAAGAAUUCCAUCAACAUUAUGCAAGUAGAUAUCGAUGUGGACCAUAACACUUCAAAACCUUCGCUCACGUCUCAGUUACUGCUACUGUAUUAUCUCUUGUUAUAUGAGGAUGUGAGAUUGUCUAACAUGCAUACCUUCAUAUCGCAAGGCCGAAAGCUUAAGUCGUACUCGACGGAAUUUUUAUCCGAAUUACCAAUUAAAUAUUUAUUACAACUAGUUCAACGGGAUCAAAUGAAUUACGCAAGUCUAUUUUCGCCACUUCUUCGGUUAUUAGCCAUUCACUUCCCGCAUCUAUCCCUGGUGGACGACUGGCUCGAUGAUGAGAUGAUUAACAUAGAUUCUCCCAUCGCGAGUUACGAGAAUACGAAGAUCAGCGACAUCGCGAUCGUCGAGGCAUUUAGUCAUAUUAAAACUUGUCCUUCGAGGACAGGAAGAUUAUUGAGACAAUUGAUGGCGAUGAAACCGACUGAGAUUUGGCCUCACGCUGAACUGAUCAUACAUUAUUUUAAAGACAUUCUUAAUGAACAAGUUCCUAGAUAUAUACAAGAACUUUACAAACAAGUGUGGCUCAGGCUUAAUACUGUGCUACCGCGCUGUUUAUGGGUUCUUUCCAUAAACGCAUUGUUAAUAGAAAAUUUAAUAGUAAAAAACGUUUUCUUAACACAAGACAAUAUCGUAUUAGAUCCGUUGCAAGUACUGAGAUGUGACACGAGAGUUUUUAGAUGCGCGCCGAUUUUAUCUGUGAUUCUUAGGAUUUUGCAAGCCACAUUGGCCGCAUCGCGAUCUCAGUUAUCAAGGCACAUGCAAGACAAGCCUUUGACCGAGAAAAUCGGGCAACUAACGAGCGAAACAGAGAGAGAAGAUUUGAGAAUGGCUUUGGUGGCCGGUCAGGAAAGUGCGGCGGUGCAAAUUUUAUUGGAAGCAUGUUUAGAAAUGCCAGAAGACAGGAAUACUCCUGGACAAAUGUGGUCACUUCGAGAAAUACGGAGUGUUGUAUGCUCGUAUUUACAUCAAGUCUUCAUAGCCGAUCCGUCUCUGGCUAAAUUAGUUCACUUUCAGGGCUAUCCACGCGAAUUAUUACUGAUCACGGUUUCCGGAAUUCCAUCUAUGCACAUAUGUCUCGAUUGGAUUCCGGAAUUGUUAUCGCAGCCCGAGCCGGAAAAACAAGUAUUUGCGGUUGAUUUGGCUUCGCAUCUGGCAAUUCAAUAUGCUCUACCGAAGGCGUUGAGCGUUUGCCGAUUGGCGAUCAAUACUUUGAUAACAUUAUUAGGUGUGUUAUCCGCCAAAGAUCGAUUCGUUCUUUUUAUGCCGGUGUUAUCGUCAUUGACGCGGAUAUGCUUGGCCUUUCCUCCGUUGGCCGAGGACACCACGGGUUUAUUGCUUCAACUUGGCAGAGUCAGUUCGGCACAGGCAGCUCUAGGCGACAGAAUGACAAACUUGUUGUGUCAAGAAGUGAACGCGACGUUUUGUACUCUGUUGCAGAAGGCAAUAUUGCAAUCGCGAGUUUACUAAAACGCGACUUAAUAUAGUAACAAAAUUGCGUGUUUCGAGAGUUCUAAAAUGUAUAUUAUGUAUAUAUAUAUAUUUAUAUAAUAUAAAUUAUCUUUUAUUUUCUUCAUCAUGGAUCUUGUUAAGCGACUGUCAACUUUGUGAUCUAUUUUUUGAGUCUUGUAUGGAUUAGAGAUAUCUUUGGUAUAUGUACGGCGUUAAUAGAAUUAUAACGCAUAUUCUCGCGAUCGCACAGAUAACGUGAUUAUGUUAACAUAAUUAAAUCAAAGAUAUGUACAAAAUAUUGUUAACCAUGCAUGGCAAUUUUAAUGAUAAUCUUUUUAUAUAAAAAUACUUUUUAUAUGUAUAUUUUGAUCUUAAAAAUAAAUAUAGAAAAUUA